UGCUGACGAUGUUGCUCGACAGCACGCGAUGGUCGAGUUUCUCGGGACAUUUCCCACGCUUUCCGGUUCACCCCCUGAGCAGCUCUCCGAUCUGAGUGAUGGAGUUGCUUUGUUUGAAGUUCUUUCCGAAAUGUGAGUUUUUGGUAAUUUAUCAUUGUUUUAGAAUUGCAGAACUUUUGAUUCGGUUUGCUUUCUUCUCAGUAUAUAUACUCUAACAGGAUGUCUUCAACUGUGUUAACGAAGUGCUCCGAAUCACUUCGAUCCAACCACGAUUGCUCGCCACCUAGGGGAUAAUUGGGCUCUCAAAUCAUCGAACCUGCGAAAACUCAUUCGUAAUUUAGAGUAUUACUGCCACGAAGAUCUUCAAAAGGAUGCAGCAGAAUCCUUUCAGAAGAUAUCAUCCAACGUUGGUAAGAUAUCUCGCACUGGAGAUGCGGACGCUAUUGAAACCUUAGUCGAACUCGUUGCUGCAGUGGCGGUAACCUGUCCUCAAAAAUCUGAAGUUGUCGGUCGAAUUAUGAGUAUGUCCAGCGAGUCACAAAUUCAAAUGAAAGGAAUCAUUGAGUCGAGUUUAGAGCUUUUGGAGGAUUAUGUUAUCGAAGAAAACGACGAUUUUAAUGUCGAAGAUGAUCCGGAAAUGAUUUUUUCUGAAGAGGCAGGCGAGUUUGGCGUUCAUGAAACUGGGAAGGCCAAUCAUGAGGCGUCAUUAUUUCAUGCCAAUCAUCUCAAACAGUCCAGUGAUGCUGAUCCUGGAGAAUUGGAGCAAGCUCUCGCCGAGGCGAAACGUGAGUUGGCAGCACAAAAGUCGGUGAUGACUGAUAUCAGAGAAGAUGCUGACAAGGCCCAAUCCAAGCUUCGUGCUUUGGUGGAAGAUCUUCAGGAUCGUCUAGCGAAGCGUCAAGACGAACUCAUCACUUCAGAAGAAGAACUAAGAGAUGCGACGAAUGUUCUUGACGACCUUAAAUCUAGAGUUGGUGAGUUGGAAGAAGAGAAAGCGCAGCUGGCUGACGAGCUCGACCUGGCCUCGGCAAAGGCAAAUCAAUUGCACAAAGCCGAGGCAACAGUCAUGGCUUACAAGAAAAAGUUAGAAGGAGUAGGUGUUAUGAAUCAACAAAUGACCGAUUUGGAAGAUCAGGCUGCUGGGUAUCUACGGCAAAUUAUGGACUUAGAGGGCGAAGUGAAAAAGACUGCCACUUUGCAGAGACAAGUCGACUCCCUCCAAAAGAGAUUGGGAGAUCUCGAAAAACAAAAAAACGAUAGCGUCGAUUCUCUGAAAAGUUCUACAACUGAAAUUUCUGAACUGAAAGACACACUUGCGGAAGCUGAAAAGGCGAAGAAGUUGUACAUGGACGAACUAAAGGAAUUGAGAGCUCAACAAGCCGCCGAUAGUGAAGAUGUUGAUAUUGUAGGAUUUGAAACUCCAGCACAAGUCUCAUCAACUGCGCAGAGAGAAAGGACAAUGCGUUUGGAAAUUGAGAAUACGAAGUUGAAGUCAGAAGUAGAAAACUUGAAGAAAGCUUCAUCAUCUGGGGAGCCAGUCACGACAGUCUCGAAUGCGGAGGUCGAAAAUUUGCACAAUCAAAUCAACGCACUGAAAGAACAGCUUGAAAAGAAAARUGCUGAGAAUAAGAAAAUUGUGAGUGAUAAGGAUAAACUUGAGGCAUACACAAAAAGAACUCUUGCAAAGUUCCAAGACAAGUAUUUGGUUGCUCUUCAAGAAUGCAAGGCAAAAUUAAAAGAAAAGCAAGAUAAAAUCGAAGUUUUGGAAAGUAGGAGUGCUACGGAGAAAAGUGCCCAAAAGAGAGAGGAGCGUCUUCUGUCYUCUACAAUCUUUGAGCUUGGACUUUCUAUCAUGCAAAACAGAUUGAAAGAUAGGUAAUUAUCAAUUGUAUGACAUACCUAAAUGAACACGAGUAAAUUAGAUUCCUAGGA
Pseudo-nitzschia multistriata is the source of this 1932-nucleotide messenger RNA. Lineage: Eukaryota; Bacillariophyta; Bacillariophyceae; Bacillariales; Bacillariaceae. The record is from the annotation of a GenBank genome assembly.